UACCCGACGAGGUCGUCCGACGACUGGUAUAUAUAAUGUACCAGUUGUCGAACGACCUCGUCGGGUCAUGGCCACUCACAACAAUGUUUUUAAUCUUGACAAACAUGGCGGUACUCGUCGGUUGGAUAACUGAGUUUGUCCGAGAGAUUUUGCAGAUCUCUGGGCUGACUCUGCUGUCUGUUCUCGUCCUUGGUGUUGCUUUUCUCCUGCUGGUAUAUUUCCUCUUGAAGCGCCGGCCGAGAAACCUGCCUCCCUACCCGGCAGGACGUGUGCCCCUUCUCGGGCACCUCCUCGCCUUGGGCCGAGCGCCUCACCUCAAGCUGACGGCGUGGAGGCGGCAGUACGGGGACGUCUUCACCGUCAGGAUGGGGAUGGAAGAUGUGGUGGUUCUGAACGGCUACACUGCCGUCAAGGACGCGCUCGUGGACAGGUCCGAGCUGUUCGCUUCCAGACCGGAAAACUACAUGAUUGACGUUGUCUUUGGUUAUGGAAAGGGUGUCGCGGUUGCACGCUGGGGGGCAGCGUUCAAACAGAGAAGGAAGUUUAGCCACACCGCCUUAAAGACCCUUGGCAUGAAGGUCGGAACUGGUAGCAUUGAGGAGAAAAUCCGAGAGGAGGCGAGCUGUCUCCGCAACAGGAUGGCAGGAUACGAGGAGAAGCCCGUUGACGUUUUAAAUGACGUAAGCGUUUCUGUCGCAAACGUCAUCUGCGGCAUGACAUUCGGGAAGUGCUAUAACUACGAGGAUGAAACGUUUCGGGAGCUCUUAGAUGCCAUAUCAAAUGUCAGUGCUGAACUGGGAUCUGGACAGAUCAUCAGCGUUUUCCCUCUCUUACGGUUUGUUCCUGGAAUAAACAGAACCUGUAAAGAUGUGCUGAAGCAGAAUUCCAAGAUUCAGGAAGUAUUGUUGGAUGAGAUAGCCCGCCAUCGCGAGAACCUGGAUCGCGAGAACCCGCGAGACUUCCUCGACGCCUGCCUGUUGGAGCUGGAACUGCAGGAAAAGGUUGACGGUCUUACAGAGGAGAACGUCAUGUACCUCGCAAACGACCUCUUCAUUGCAGGGACUGAAACAACCACCACCACACUGCUGUGGAGUCUGCUCUUCAUGACUUUGAACCCCGACAUCCAAAGCAAGGUGCAGCAGGAGCUUGAUGCCGUUGUUGGUGAGGGUCUUCCCGCCCUGUCCCACCGUUCCCAGCUGCCCUACGUGAGCGCCUGUCUGCUAGAGGUCAUGAGGAUCCGGACGCUCGGACCUCUGUCUGUUCCUCACGCUACAACUGAGGCCGUUAAUGUGCAGGGAUACCAUAUCCCAAAGGGGACCCAGGUACUACCGAACCUGUACUCCCUCCACAUGGACCCCGCCUACUGGCCUGAUCCGGAACGGUUUGACCCCGGAAGGUUUCUGGACGCGGAAGGAAACGUCAUCAACAAACCCGAGUCCUUCAUGCCUUUCGGUGGAGGCCGACGUGUGUGUCUCGGUGAGCAGCUGGCCAGGAUGGAGCUUUUCCUGUUCUUCUCCACCCUGCUGCAGUUUUUCACCUUCAGGACGCCAGAGGGCGCUAAUCCUCCAACCACUGACGGCAUAUUUGGUCCGGCGUUAAAGCCGCACCCCUUUCAGCUCUGUGCGAUCUCGCGUUAGUUUGUUGGCUAGAUUUGUGAGGAGUAACGAGACUUAUCUGACUUGUUUACAUAUAUAUUAUCAAGAAAACAAGAGUUCCACGACCUCAUACCUGGAAAAUAAUGUUAACCCUUCUGGUUCGAAUUACAAGUAUACAAUUUGAACCGCUGAUUUUGCAAAUAAGAGCUUCAUUUGCAUGGAUGAUAUCAGUUAAUAGUAUUCUCCACCAAAUAAUAAUAGCCUAAUCUUAACAAAAAAGGCUAUUUUAGCACUAUGAAUAAAUAAUGUUUAUUGAUGUUCACACUCUCUUAACUUCUAAAUGCAGCAAGUAUUAAAAU
Molecule: messenger RNA, 1954 nt
Organism: Branchiostoma belcheri (Belcher's lancelet)
Lineage: Eukaryota; Metazoa; Chordata; Leptocardii; Amphioxiformes; Branchiostomatidae
Product: cytochrome P450 2U1-like
Exons: 7
Coding region: 36-1637 (533 amino acids)
Biological process (GO): xenobiotic metabolic process
Cellular component (GO): intracellular membrane-bounded organelle; cytoplasm
Molecular function (GO): iron ion binding; heme binding; oxidoreductase activity, acting on paired donors, with incorporation or reduction of molecular oxygen, reduced flavin or flavoprotein as one donor, and incorporation of one atom of oxygen
Source: RefSeq, a predicted model, not a curated record